AUUCAACCGUCACAUUAAAUCUGAGGAGUGAACUGGGGAAACUUUAGUUCACGGUGGCCGCUGCGGGUCUGUCGCUCCGUGUCUCGGUAACUGUCUGUGUCUCCAGGUCAGGAAACAGUGUUGUGGAGGGUUUCUUCUGUUUCUCCACGGUUUGCCCCGUCACCCCAGGAGACAGACAGCGGGGGAGAGGCACCCUCGACGUGGACGUGGUCAGUUGGCGUGUCCCGACUUGGAGUGACGGCUGUGCGGUCCUAUGAUUCCUGGGGAACAUUUCUGCCCCUUCUCUGACUGAUUGCUCCGCUAACCGUGCUCCUGUCGUUGACCCAUUUUACUACUUCGUCGGAGCCUUGAGGGAAGCCGGGGCUCAAGAUGUCGGUAGCGGGCCUGAAGAAGCAGUUUUAUAAAGCCAGCCAGAUGGUAAGUGAGAAAGUCGGAGGAGCAGAAGGAACUAAACUAGAUGAUGACUUCAGAGACUUGGAACGGAAAGUAGAUGUGACCAGUAAAGCAGUAGUGGAGGUCAUCUCCAAAACAUCAGAGUACCUUCAGCCCAACCCAGCGUCUCGGGCCAAACUGUCCAUGUUAAACACCAUGUCAAAGAUUCGUGGUCAAGUGAAGAACCCAGGUUAUCCUCAGGCUGAGGGGUUAUUAGGAGAGUGUAUGGGCAAAUAUGGACGGGAACUGGGAGAAGAAACGAACUUUGGCGGAGCACUAGUAGAUGUAGGAGAGGCCAUGAAGAGAUUGGCAGAAGUCAAAGACUCUCUAGACAUCGAUGUUAAGCAGAACUUCAUUGAUCCGUUGCAAGGGCUCUGUGACAAAGACCUAAGAGAGAUACAGCACCACCUCAAGAAGCUUGAGGGUCGUCGCCUGGACUAUGACUACAAGAAAAAGCGUCAGGGCAAGAUCCCAGAUGAGGAGGUUCGACAGGCCCUAGAGAAGUUUCACGAGUCAAAGGAAGUGGCUGAGACCAGCAUGUACAACUUGUUGGAGACUGAUAUCGAGCAGGUGAGCCAGCUCUCGUCUCUGGUGGAGUCUCAGCUGCAGUACCACAAACAGGCUGUGCAGGUGCUGGAUGAGCUUUCUGACAAACUCCGCGACAGGAUGAAUGAUGCUCAGUCUCGACCGAGACGUGAAUACACACCCAAACCCAAACCUAUCUAUGACUUUGGAGAUGACAACCACUCAAACGGCGGAUACUCAACAUCAAUGGCACCUCCACCCUCAUGUAACUCAGCACCGGAGCAGCCGAGCUGUAAGGCGCUGUACGACUUUGAGCCGGAGAACGAGGGCGAGCUGGGCUUCCGCGAGGGCGACAUCAUCACCCUGACCAAUCAGAUCGACGAAAACUGGUACGAGGGCAUGCUGAACAGCCAGUCGGGGUUCUUCCCCCUCAACUAUGUCGAGGUCCUCGUCCCGUUGCCACACUAAUACAAGAGCGAGAGAGCUGAGAGGAGACUGGUGGAGAUGGAGAGAGCAAGUAGAAAUUACAGAGAGGGAGGAAAGUGAAGCCGAGGAAUGAUCCGCAGAAGAUUCAUUUUCACCUUCAGCACCAGUGUCGGCCUCACAGAUGAGCACUUUUUGUCAUCUUGUUCUGGGGGAAGUUGGUUACAUUUCAGAGUCCAGAGCAGAAUUUCAACCUGUUUCACCCAAAGGUAAAAGGAUCUAGAGAUGAACACAACAUGUCAUCACAUUUUAUCCGAUAGUAGGAAAUAUUUCUUUAAUAAUAAACUGAUGAAAUAUUUCUAAGCAAUAUUUUUUCAUUAACCACAAAUUACUGAUAUAGUUAAAAUCUGAUGACUGGAAAGAUGCAUUUAUAUUAUUUUCUUUGUGCAACUAGAGUCUGUUUGAAACUCAGGUUGGUCACCAGUGUAACAGUCAGUUUUCAGCCUGGAGAGGCCAACUCAAACCUCACAGUUAAUUCAUAUGUUUAAUGUAAACUGACUGAAAAUCAUUCUCAUUUCAAAAUUGAGAACCGAAAAAAUGAUUAUGCUGUCUUUCUGAUUUGGCCAACAGCUCGUGCUGCCUCCUGUUGGCGUGAUUGAGAAUUACUUUCACCUAAACUAAAAUGAAACUAGACAUGACAUUUCGAAGUGUAUCUCAGAUUUGUGAGUUAGACAGUUUCCAGGUUUUGUUAAUGCUCUUUUUCUCACCUGUGCAUUGAUGAUGAUGAUGAUGAUGAUGAUGAUGAUGCUACAGAAGCAUCACAGGACAACAGGUUUUUUCUUAUCAUUUCAGUAUUUGAUUAGUAUUAGUCUCACCUUACCACAGUAGUUUUUAAGAGUAGAACGACUUACCGAAUAUGUGAGAUAAUGUACUUGCACCUUGGUCCUCAGAUGAGAUUGAUGUGUGUGUGUGUGUGACAGACUUACAUUAUACAAUGACCCAAAGUUUAAAUGCAGACCUUGCACCUUUUUGUCACUUAAGGCAAGCGUGUGUAGAAUGAUCAUUCGUUUGUCUGCUAGUCUGUUUGAUAGAAAGGACGGAGCCAAAAAGUCUUUAUAAAAUGUAAUAGUAACAUAUCACCAAGUGCGCUCGGAUAUUCUGAAACAGCCAUAUAUUCAUGUAGUGUUGGGUCUGUUCGUGUCAUCAUGUUAUGCCCUUUAUUGUCUUUUGAGCCCUGUCGUAGGCACCUGUUUUUCUUGCAGUGCCUGACUAGACGACGCUGCUGGCAGCGACUCUCUCUCUCUCUCUCAUAUUCUUCAACGAUUGUCCCACUUUUUGUAUCUGCCCUCAUAUGUUUGAGAAUGUGAAACUCGUUUCUGCUUUGAAGCCGUGUCCGACCCCUGUUAAUCUGACGCUGACGGAGGCUUUGAUUUGAUUUAUUUGUUAGUGUCAUGGGCUGAUUUAGACUGGUGUUUUAAUCUAUUUAGACAAGGCUGGUUUCUUGUUUUGGAUUGAGCUACAGUCGGCACAACCUGCAUGUGGAGUCUAGUACACUGUACAGUAUGAGGGAAACACCUGGAGUGAAAGGGAAAACAUCAAGGGAAAAAUGAUAAUUGGAAUAAUUUGGAGAACCCUUGUUACCAAUUAAUCUUUACCAAACUUGUGUAAUCAGUCCGAUUGUCUUCGGGGGGGGAGUUUUAAUGAAUGAAAAAUACUGUUUCAAUGUUUCUGCUACAUUCCCCCUGUUGUUUGUGUUUGUCCUUCACUCCACGCUGCCAGACGUUAGUUUGGUCCUCGUCUACAUAUGUUUACAUCGCUGAUCUUACAACAUUUCAUUGCUUGUAUCAAGUUCAGGGCAAAGUUAAAAGGCUGUAGGAGGUGCUGCCUGGGUCACACUGUAAUAAAACAUAAAAAAAAGUCCUUGUUAGCUUUGUGAGUGCCUUCGGAAAAGAAAGGAGGGAAGAAACGGCAACUAAUACAGCAACCAAAACCUAACCUAGCUACUUAAAAAAACAAUGGUUGAGUUUCUUUUUUUCUACUUUUGGUUUUAUUUGUAGCCAUUGGCACUUUUCCUGUGUAAAGUUGAAAUUCAU
Paralichthys olivaceus (Japanese flounder) is the source of this 3473-nucleotide messenger RNA. RefSeq names its product SH3-domain GRB2-like 1b (gene sh3gl1b). The record is from RefSeq and is a predicted model, not a curated record. Gene Ontology annotation, molecular function: protein binding. Gene Ontology annotation, cellular component: presynapse; cytoplasm; glutamatergic synapse. Lineage: Eukaryota; Metazoa; Chordata; Actinopteri; Pleuronectiformes; Paralichthyidae. Gene Ontology annotation, biological process: synaptic vesicle uncoating.